Molecule: messenger RNA, 1074 nt
Organism: Ailuropoda melanoleuca (giant panda)
Lineage: Eukaryota; Metazoa; Chordata; Mammalia; Carnivora; Ursidae
Product: aflatoxin B1 aldehyde reductase member 4-like
Source: RefSeq, a predicted model, not a curated record
CAAAAAUAAAUGAAAUCUUUAAAUAUAUAUAUUCCUUUGUAAAGAAAGUGAAGCAUCUAACUUUUCUUUCUACCUGAACCCUCUGAAAUGCAAAAGGUCUUUCCUUAAGAAUCCGUUCCCCUUGUAACAGGACACCGUUGGAAACAUUGGUCAUUUUACCAAGGCUUUGACUGGAAUGUCAUAUUUGAGAGAGACAUGCAUAGCCUCAGAUAUGACCAAACAGCUUUCAGGAAGGUUGAUUUUGUGAAACCUGGAGCCAUAAAGCCCCUUGGAAAUGUUGGCCUGAGACCUUGUUCAGCGCUCCCAGCAGCCGCACCAGUGAAAAUCGCCACCAAGGCCAAUCCACUGGGUGAGAAUUCACUGAAGCCUGAGUGUCUGCGGGCCCAGCUGGAGACAUCCCUGAGGCGGCUGCAGUGCCCCCGAGUGGACAUCUUCUACCUGCAUCUACCAGACCAUGACACCCCUGUGGAGGAGACGCUCAGUGCCUGCCACCAGCUGCACCAGGAGGUGGCCGAGAUCUGUACCCUCUGCAGGAGCAACGGCUGGAUCCUGCCCACCGUGUACCAGGGCAUGUACAACGCUACCACGCGGAACGUGGAGACGGAGCUCUUCCCCUGCCUCAGGCACUUCGGACUCCGGUUCUAUGCCUACAACCCUUCGGCUGGGGGCCUGCUGACCGGCAGGUACAGGUACGAGGACGAGGACGAGGACGAGGACGAGGACGGGAAACAGCUCGUGUAUCGCUUCUUCGGGAAGAACUGGGCUGAGAUCUACGGGAAUCGCUUCUGGAAGGAGCACCACUUCGAGGCCAUUGCCCUGGUGGAGAAGGCCCUGCAGGCUGCGUACAGCGGCAGCACCCCCAGCAUGACCUUGGCUGCCCUCCGCUGGAUGUACCACCACUCCCAGCUGCAGGGUGCCCACGGGGAUGCGGUCAUCCUGGGCAUGUCCAGUGUGCAGCACCUGGCACAGAACUCGGUGGCGACCAAGGAAGGGCCACGGCAGCCGGCCGUGGUGCAGGCCUUCAAUUGGGCCUGGCAGCUGGUCGCCCACGAAUGUCCCAACUACUUCCGCUAG